AUGCAAUCAAUGACCAUAUCGGAUCAUGAACCUUUCGGAAGCCCGACUGGCGACUAUGCAUUUGCGGGCUCGUCGUUCACGUCUCCCUAUCCUCAGCAAUCAACUGCGUCUGCCUUCACCGAUUUGAAUUCACCCCGGCAGGUCGCCGAUUAUGCACUACCACAGAGCUAUAACCCUUAUUCGAUGGAUGUUGUCCCGUCAAACCUAGCUACAUCCCCAGGACAGAUUCCAUUUCCAUUGUCAGGCCCACAAUAUUACCCACCUGACGGUACCUACAAUGAGUCUGGCAGUAGUCAAAUGAUGGAUAGCUCUGUCCAUUGGGACCCUGGGCUAGUCGAUCUAUCUUCGUGCCAGCCAUCUAACCCAUAUGUCUUGGAUAAUGUAUUGGAUACAGAGGAUUGGCUGUCCCCCGUGCCACCCACGGGGUCAAGCUUUACUGGUGCAGAUUCCAGUCUAAGCUAUGACUCCGGGGCAGAGGGCGUAGUGCUGGGAUCCAGCAGCACAAAUGCUGGAAGCUCCCGCACAACCCCGAGCCAAGAAAAGCGCCCCCGGAUAGUGACGACACGCGAGGACGGCAACUAUGAGUGCACAGUGGACGGCUGUGGCAAGCUGUUCAAUCGGAGCUAUAACUAUCGAGCCCACAUGGAAACACAUGAUGCGGAUCGAGUCCAUCCGUUUAUUUGCCCAUUGCCUGAUUGCAUGAAGAGGUUUCGGCGGAAGACGGAUUUGCAGCGGCACCAUCAAUCGGUGCAUAUAAAGGAGAAGAGCCACCAGUGCGAAUACUGUGGCAGGUUCUUCUCGCGGAAGGAUACUCUUGGAAGGUAA
This is a messenger RNA of Pseudogymnoascus destructans, 825 nucleotides long. RefSeq lists its product as uncharacterized. The transcript has a single exon. Gene Ontology annotation, cellular component: nucleus. Gene Ontology annotation, biological process: regulation of transcription by RNA polymerase II. The record is from RefSeq and is a predicted model, not a curated record. Gene Ontology annotation, molecular function: DNA-binding transcription factor activity, RNA polymerase II-specific; RNA polymerase II cis-regulatory region sequence-specific DNA binding. Lineage: Eukaryota; Fungi; Ascomycota; Leotiomycetes; Thelebolales; Thelebolaceae. Bases 1 to 825 code for a protein of 274 amino acids.